AUGACGAUUAUGCGUGCGUCCGAAGAGGGGCUUAUAGGAGAAUUCAGCUCGCAGGGUGCCGGAUUUGCGAGGCUGGUGGAUGAAUUACUGGAGACAUGGCAUGUUCCUGGUGCAUCUGUUGCCGUCAUUGACAGACAAAGUACAUUCACGAAAGGCUUCGGGAUGGCCGAGCUACCAUCGACUCCCUUCUCAGCGGAGACCUUGUCGUAUGCUGGGAGCACCACCAAGGCCCACGUCGCCGCUCUCUUCGCCCUUUUAAUUGAGAGCGGGAGAUACAAAGACGAUCAAGACCGGCGUCUCUCCUGGCGCACCCCGAUUUCCUCGCUCAUCAGAGAAGACUUUGUGCUACAGGACGAAUGGGCGACGGCUCAUCUUACCCUCGAAGAUGCGCUGUGCCAUCGAACAGGUAUACCGAAGCACGAUGCUGCGUACCUUCGCUACGUACGCCCAGACGGAUUUGACGGGCCUAGGAGGCUCAUUAGUUUGCGGGAGAUGGUGCGAAACCUCCGACACCUCCCUAUGGCAAAUGAGCCUCGCACAGCCUAUUGCUAUAGCAAUCUGAUGUUUGCAACGCUUUCCCAUGUUGCCGAGACCUUGACCGGCCAAUGGCUGGGUGAUGCACUACGGACCUGGCUCUGGGCGCCGCUCGGCAUGAACAACACCUAUCUUUCCCUGGAACAAGCCCUGUCCUCGCGCACCCAUGUGGCGAAGGGUUAUUACUGGGAUGCUGACAAGCAGGAGUACACGGCAUUUGAGCGUAUGCCUACCGAAGAAGUAACCGGCUCUGGCGCAGUGAUCACGUCGGCGGCCGACUGUGCAAAGUGGAUUCGAUUCUGGCUUUACAAGCAGAGCCCACUGACGAAAGCUGCACAUGAGAAUAUACGACACCCUCGCAUCGUCAUUGGGGAGGGCUACAGCUCGACGCCGUACGACGUGCCGCUUAUGUAUGCCAAAGGGUGGCAGACGUCGUCGUAUCGGGGCCAUCGCUUCUGGACGCACCAUGGAGGAAUGGAUGCGUUUGGAGCGCUCGUCACUUUCUUCCCCGACUUGGAACUGGGUGUGGCCGUUAUGGGGAAUACGGCCUUCACAGCGAAUGCGGUCGCAGAAAUAUCGACCUGGUAUCUUGUCGAUGCCAGACUGGGCGUGCCUCCACUCGACCGGUUUAAUUGGACUAAGAAGUGGGAGGGUGCCGUACAACAGAUUAAAGAUAAUGUCCGAGACGGCCUCGACAAAGUGUAUCCUUUACGCCCAACCAGAACGAUUCCCCCAUCGCUUCCCCUUGGAAAAUAUGCCGGGCUCUACUAUCAUCCCGGGUAUAAAUUCCUGGAUGUGAAGACUGUUGAGGCCAGUCCAGUACGCCCCAGCAUCAGACAUGAUGCGCAACUCGUCACAGAACAACCGGAUGGGAACUUUCGAAUUAAAGGCGAUUUUGUCCACGUUUCGGGCGAGAACUGGAUCAUGUACGUCGAUCUGGUUGACGCCCCCACACUCACAGUGCACGACUUUGCUGCCGUGCAAUUUCGGCGGGGGUAG
Penicillium macrosclerotiorum is the source of this 1533-nucleotide messenger RNA. RefSeq names its product serine hydrolase domain-containing protein. The coding region runs from base 1 to 1533 and encodes 510 amino acids. The transcript is spliced from 3 exons. Lineage: Eukaryota; Fungi; Ascomycota; Eurotiomycetes; Eurotiales; Aspergillaceae. The record is from RefSeq and is a predicted model, not a curated record.